Messenger RNA from Cynara cardunculus var. scolymus (artichoke), 3684 nucleotides. RefSeq lists its product as uncharacterized. NCBI's taxonomy places the organism in Eukaryota, Viridiplantae, Streptophyta, Magnoliopsida, Asterales, Asteraceae. Gene Ontology annotation, biological process: SNARE complex assembly. The coding region runs from base 2075 to 3562 and encodes 495 amino acids. Gene Ontology annotation, cellular component: endosome; lytic vacuole. The transcript is spliced from 14 exons. Gene Ontology annotation, molecular function: SNARE binding. The record is from RefSeq and is a predicted model, not a curated record.
GUUGUUUUUUAUUUAUUUAUCCAUUUAAAUUCUACGUAAAUUCUAAACCCUAGUUAAAUAGUUUAGUUGAGUCAUUCAUAUUGGCAGAUAUCUCCUUCAUAAUCCUCCUCUUUAGUUUCUUUGAUCAUCUUCGAACGAGCUUAUAGAUGGACCCACCAUAUGAUCGUUUUCGUUUUUGUUUCUUGAUUCAUUAUAUAUCAAGGUACUGAAUUUCUGUUGUUUUUGUUCUUAUUAUGUGUUUCUUGAUGCGGUUAGUUGAUUGGAAUUGGCAGUCAUGGUUUUCAGUUUUCUCUUUCUUCCUCUUGAUUUUUGAUUUGGAAAUCAUAUGAUAAUGGUGAGAUGACAAACUAUUGUUUUCUCAUAACUUGAUUCGUAAUAGCUACCUCAGAAACCCAAACCCUAGUUGAUCUCUAUUUUCUAUUUCUGCAGAGCUCGAACCUCAAGGAAAUCCCAAUUAGGCUCAAGUAGACAUUUACAAUAUAUUUACAUCACACAUUAUGCUUUCCUAAUCUGUUUGUGUCUAGUUAGAUAUGUCUACUAUCUGAUACAUAUAUACUUUGUGUUCUCACUGGAAACUGGAAAUGGGAGCAAGAUUUGGAGAUGUAGGCUAUACUACAUAGUAACAGUAAUGUUGACUAUCGGUAAAUAAACUCUAAGCUGCCACUAAUAGAAAAGUUAAGAAAUGCCACAUAUAAAAAGUCUGCUACAUUACCUUAAAUCUCUAUGUUCGAAGAGAAAGUGACGUUCUUUGAAGUUGACAUAAUGUAUAACCCCUGAUACUACUACAAUAAUGCACCCAUACACUCUGUAUGAAAAUGAAUUAACAAGAAUUUUUUUGACUAAAUGCCAACAAAAACAAAUUAAGGUGAACAUAUCUGGUGAACCAAUACAAGUGUGUGCCGUGACUAUGCUAGACCAAAAGCACAAGAUUCAGAAAAAAAUGGAACAAUGAUAUUGUUCCCCUUAGAAAAUUGCAAGAAUGGUAAAUUCAAACAAAAAAUGUUGCAAGAAUGCUAAAUUCAAACAAAUAAUAAGUUCCAUGUAGCAUCCAACAACUUGAACACUUAGUAAAAUGUAAAUUUUUACAUGUUCCCCAAAUACAAAUUAUAUCACUAACAAUUUUCACAGAAGCUUUUGCAGACAACUCCAAAAGGUUAAAUGGAGCUAGUAUUUUGACGUACCUUUUAGCACCCUGGAUGGUCAUAUCACCUAGCUCUGCCAACUUAACUUUUAAAUUUUAAGAACAUGUGGUAAAUACUUUAUAAUAUAGUAUAUAUAUAUAAUAUUUGGAUUUAUAAGAUACAUUUUUCAUGUAAAAUAACCACCCAAUAACCAAUAGCUACUCAGAUAAUAUUGAUCACUAUAAAACUUGAAAGCAUUCGAAAUUCAGAAGACAUCUCAAAAUCAAAGCAAAACCAAUAUAUGAGUCACGGCCAAGGUUUUAAAAAGCGGAAUUGGGCCUUGAGGCGUUUUCUCUCAACGAGGGGAGGCGUUCCAAGGCAUAAGCUCCGAGGCAGAAAUAUAUAUAUCAAUCUGCGUUGCACUGCUUAUACACAGAAAUAUAUGCAAUAUAUACACACACACACACACACUUGAGUACUACCUAGACACAAAACAUAAAUAACAUACUGGAGUACUAAGAGGAUAUACAACACUUUUUUUUGUCAUGAAAUAUAGAUAUAGUAACAAAGAAAAAAAAUAUUGAUCUAUUAAUAAUAUAUAUGCACAUACAUACAUAUUACUAUUGUUAAGCUCAUAAUGGAAAAAAUAUUAAAAUAUCAACGAAGUGGGAGUAGAAGUGACUAUGACUCUGAGACAUGGUAGAGACUAAAUAUAAAAGAAGUGUAUCCGGUAUAUACAUAUACAUAAUACUGUGGUGAAGUAGAGAAGAAUCAAAGAAGAAAACGCAAAUAAAUCGGGAGAAAACUGGAACUCACGAAGGACAACAGAUGUAGCAGAUACGGCUUAGGAGAACCAGAAAAGAACAAGGUUUUCAAAACAGAAAUCGAGAAGCAAUUCAUCUUCAUUAUCGAAAUGCUACAUGUUCAGUUCUGUAGAAAGUUAAAAGGAGGUGAUGAUCUUGUUUCAUAAUCUUAAUGUAUCGGGGUUUUGGAAUUUGGGGACGAUGACUAGGAAGACCUCUAUUUGUGGUAUUUGCGAGAAUUCAAAUCUUGCUUCUAUUUGUACAGUUUGUGUCAAUUACAGGUUAAACUCAUAUGGCACUAAUUUGACAUCAUUAAAGAGUCGCCGAGAUUCUCUAUACUCAAAAUUGAGUGAAGUGCUUGUUGCUAAGGGCAAGGCAGAUGAUCAACUCAGUUGGAAAGUCCUUCAACAUGAGAAACUUGCCACAUUGAGAGAGAAGCUUCACUUUCGUAAAGAACAACUUAUAAAAGAUAAAGCCAAGGUUGAAAAGAUGGCUUCUGACUUAAAAGUCAGAUAUGAAAUGCUCGAAUCAGCCAUGAAUGUGUUGGAAAGAAACCGCAAAGAGCAACUGGAGAAGUAUUAUCCUAAUCUUAUAUGCACUCAGAGCCUUGGGCAUAUGGCAAUUACAUCAGAACGUCUUCAUAAACAAUCUGUUGUUAUCAAACAGAUAUGCAAAUUGUUUCCACAGCGCAAGGUGAACAUAGAUGGAGAGAGGAAAGACGCAUCAAGUGGACAAUAUGAUCAAAUUUGCAAUGCACGAUUACCAAGGGGACUUGAUCCCCACUCAGUUCCCUCUGAUGAGCUUGCUGCUUCUUUGGGAUAUAUGGUGCAGCUUCUUAAUCUUAUUGUUUACAAUGUUGGUGCUCCUGCGCUUCAUAACACGGGUUUUGCGGGUUCAUGCUCCCGAAUAUGGCAACGUGAUUCUUAUUGGGAUGCACGCCCAUCCUCCAGAAGCAACGAGUAUCCACUUUUUAUCCCACGCCAAAAUUUUUGCACGACUGGAGUGGAAACUUCAUGGUCAGAUAGAAGUUCUAGUAAUUUUGGUGUUGCUUCAAUGGAAUCUGAGAGGAAACAUCGUUUAGAUUCUUCGAGUAGCAGUAGCUUCAACUAUACAUUGGCUUCCCCUCACUCCGUUGAAACACACAUGGAUUUGCAGAAGGGAAUUUCACUUUUAAAGAAAAGCGUCGCUUGUGUAACAGCGUAUUGUUACAACUCGUUAUGUCUAGAAGUUCCUGCUGAGGCAUCUACUUUCGAAGCAUUUGCGAAGUUGUUGGCCAUGCUUUCUUCUUCCAAGGAAGUUAGAACUGCCGUUUCUUUGAAAAUGGCUUGUUCAAGAUCGUCUAAGCAAGUCCAACAGUUGAACUAUUCUGUAUGGAACGUGAAUUCAGCAAUUUCAUCGAGUACUUUACUCGAAAGUAGACAUACUUCAGCUUCAAUGCAGAGAAGCAGAGGCGAGAAAAGUCUUUCAAGCUCGGGUGCUAGUUAUCUUUAUGGUGCUACUGAUAAUGGGAAGAAUGAAAUGCUUACGGAAGGAUGGGAUCUUGUGGAACAUCCUACUUUGCCGCCACCACCAUCGCAGACUGAGGAUGUAGAGCAUUGGACACGAGCCAUGUUUAUUGAUGCAACAACAAACAAGUAAUCUGCACCCUCUUAUAAUAUAACUCAGGUCAAAUAUAAAAUACAUGCAUGUAAAUAGAGAAACUUUGCAAGUUUGUAUAUAUAUAUAUGUGUGUGUGAUUCUGUUUUCUUUCUGUUUCGCCU